Molecule: messenger RNA, 1194 nt
Organism: Helianthus annuus (common sunflower)
Lineage: Eukaryota; Viridiplantae; Streptophyta; Magnoliopsida; Asterales; Asteraceae
Product: probable carboxylesterase 6
Exons: 1
Coding region: 26-1072 (348 amino acids)
Molecular function (GO): hydrolase activity
Source: RefSeq, a predicted model, not a curated record
CGUUUUAUAACAUCAUAUCAAAGCAAUGGGAAGAAAAAAAACAGCCACCAUAUGUUUACAUUCAACACUAAGCCUUCCAUUAGUUACCAAAAAUCCUCAAAACCCUAGGAUUUUAGUUGAAGAGAUAGGUGGUUUAAUUAGGGUUUAUAAAGAUGGACACGUGGAAAGGCCCCAGAUCGUUCCACGUGUCAAGUGUACGUUACCCCUUGAAUAUGGGGUAACAUGCAUGGAUCAGAUAAUCGACGAGUUUACAAAUAUUUGGGCACGCUUUUAUGUCCCAAAACACAAUGAGAAGGUCCCUUUGCUUGUUUAUUUUCAUGGAGGAGGGUUUUGUGUUGGUUCGGCUGCAUGGAGUUGUUACCAUGAAUUUCUUGCACUUUUAGCUAGGGAAGUUCGUUGCGUGAUCAUGUCGGUAGAUUACCGUUUAGCCCCUGAAAACCCUCUUCCGGCUGCGUAUGAGGACGGACAAAAAGCACUUAUGUGGGUGAAACAACAAGCUUUAAGCGGUUCCAACAAAUGUUGGUUAAAGCAAUGUGAUUUCUCCAACGUGUAUUUGGUUGGCGAUAGUGCUGGUGGCAAUAUUGCACAUAAUGUAGCGUUAAGGUUGUGCGCGAAUCGGACACAUCUAAAACCACUAAUCUUCAAAGGUAACAUUCUUAUCCAACCCUUUUUUGGUGGUGAAUCAAGAACGGGUUCAGAAACUCUCAUGGUCCAACCCCCGGGCUCUACGCUCAACCUAAGAGCCUCGGACACGUAUUGGAGACUCUCGUUACCGAAAGGGGCAAACCGUGACCAUCCAUGGUGCAACGCGAUGACAAAUAGGUCAAAUAAGUUGGAUAGAAUGACAUUUUUGCCCACCAUGGUAUGUGUAUCAGAAUUGGACAUUUUGAAAGAUAGGAAUAUGGAAUUUUGUAGGGUUUUGAGAAAUUCAGGGAUAGAAGUAGAUCAUGUGGUGUAUAAAGGUGUUGGUCAUGCAUUCCAAAUCCUUGACAAAUCUCCACCUUCACAAAUGCAAACUCAAGAAAUGAUUUCACAUAUCAAAGCCUUCGUCAACAAGAGAAAUCAUAAAUGAAAUCAUGAACUUGCUAUCAUGACAUGUAUAUGUAUAUGUAUAUAUUAAGAUUAUUAUUAUUAUGUAUAGAAAGUGUUUUCACUUGGACUGUGUAAAUAGUUUCAUAUUAUUAUUUGUAAAGA